CAGGCGCAGAGGACUGGGUUUGGCUGGACUCGAUUUAAAGAGACAGAAGCCGUCAGAGUCCAAGAAGACGGUCCCCAAGACCCUCCCCCCAAGACCUUGGGACCACUUGGGUCCCCAAAGCUGGGGAGAUGGUUUGCGGUGGCUUUGCCUGCUCCAAGAAUGCGCUCUGCGCGCUCAACGUGGUCUACAUGCUGGUAGGCUUGUUGCUCAUUGGAGUGGCUGCUUGGGGUAAGGGCCUGGGUCUGGUGUCCAGCAUCCACAUCAUCGGAGGAGUUAUUGCUGUGGGAGUCUUCCUUCUCCUCAUCGCGGUGGCUGGACUGGUGGGUGCUGUCAACCACCACCAAGUACUGCUAUUCUUUUACAUGAUCAUCCUUGGUCUGGUCUUCGUCUUCCAGUUUGGAAUCUCUUGCUCAUGUCUGGCUAUUAACCGAAGCAAACAGACAGAUGUCAUCAAUGCUUCUUGGUGGGUCCUGAGCAACAAGACCCGGGAUGAACUGGAAAGAAGUUUUGAUUGUUGUGGCUUGUUCAACCUUACAACCCUGUAUCAACAAGAUUAUGCUUUCUGCACUGCAAUCUGCAAGAGCCGGAGCUCCACGUGCCAGAUGUGUGGAGAAAAGUUUCUUAAGCAUUCAGAUGAAGCCCUGAAAAUCCUGGGGGGUGUUGGACUCUUCUUUAGCUUUACAGAGAUCCUGGGUGUUUGGCUAGCGAUGAGAUUUCGGAAUCAGAAGGAUCCUCGAGCCAACCCCAGUGCCUUUCUAUGAGACUGUGGAGCCUUCUGAUUUCUCUCCUGCUCUCUGUUCUCCCUAAGCUUUUUCUCCCUCCCUUAGGGAAAACCUAGGGUCUAUAGCCCUUUUUGUUUGAGAAAGAGGAAAGGCCCUUUGCCACAUCGCCUAAAGACGACUUAAUAGCUGGGCUUUACGCCUUCACAUGUUUUAGUGGGAGCAAGAUUAUAAAGAAUAAAGAACUUCUCCCCUCUCUCCCCAAGUGGACAGGGGAGCCUCCUGGGAGUGCAUGAGAUGGGAUGGGGUUGGAGUCACUCCUGGCUCUGUUGCCCCUCUUCUCCCUUCCACAUCCUGGCCUGGCUCCAAGGGUGAAUCGGGGACAGAGCCCGGGAGAAAGCCACCAAGAACUCCUGCUUGUAAUAAGCAGGAGCCAGUUUGGGGGAGUUCAGUGAAUAUAAAAAUAAAAGCCAUUUAAACUCUA
This is a messenger RNA of Diceros bicornis minor, 1203 nucleotides long. It is a transcript of the gene TSPAN31, whose product is annotated as tetraspanin 31. Gene Ontology annotation, cellular component: membrane. The transcript is spliced from 6 exons. The record is from RefSeq and is a predicted model, not a curated record. The coding region runs from base 129 to 761 and encodes 210 amino acids. NCBI's taxonomy places the organism in Eukaryota, Metazoa, Chordata, Mammalia, Perissodactyla, Rhinocerotidae.